ACCGUACUCACAAUCUGUGCACAGCCUGGCGCACCCGGAAGUUGCUGGGGCUAUGAGGAGAAAGGUCUGCGUUUCAGGGAAGCGACAGAAUGUUCGAUCAAUAAUCGAUCAAGACAGCUGAUCGAACAUUCACAACUCAAAUCGGGUCUGCUGACGUGUUGUCAACGUGUUUCCACCUGUGUAUGACCUGUUGUUGAUGGUUUUCCACCUGUGUAUGACCUGUUGUUGAUGGUUUUCCACCUGUGUAUGACCUGUUGUUGAUGGUUAUCUGUGUAUGACCUGUUGUUGAUGGUUUUCCACCUGUGUAUGACCUGUUGUUGAUGGUUAUCUGUGUAUGACCUGUUGUUGAUGGUUUUCCACCUGUGUAUGACCUGUUGUUGAUGGUUUUCCACCUGUGUAUGACGUGUAACUGAAGUGAUGAUGUCAGCACUUCAGCUUCUACCCGAGCUGUGGCUGCAGGUGUUCAGCUUCCUGUCCUGGAGAGACAAACUGAGCGUGCGCUGCACCUGUUCUCACUUCAGACACCUGCUGGAUAAGUCCCGCUCCCUGUGGCAAGGCUUCAGCGUGGUGCUGCAGAACUUCCCGCGGUACAACCGGUCGUUCUGGCGCAGCCUGGCUCAGAGGCAAGUGUGCAGGGUGUCUCUGAGGUCAGGUAAGAGGAAACACCUGAAGCAGCUCUCCACCUGGCUUCCUGCCAUCGAUACACUACGAUUGGACGACUGGAGGGAGGAGAGCAUCGACGAACUGAAACUUUUCCUCCAACUGAAGCGUUUGUCUGUCACUUCCUGUUCCACUCAACUUAAACGCAUGGACUUCCUGUUUUCUCUGAGUCAUCAGCUGACGCAGCUAAGCCUCUGUAAUGUGCAGCUCACCUGUUCCGCCCCUCACCUGCUGGCAGCUGUGAGUAAGCUGACUCGUCUGACGUCACUGCGGCUGCAUCACGACGGAAGUCUGAGAGUCUCAACGCUCAGCGGAGUCCUGACUCACCUGCCCGAGCUCACACACCUGUCCUGCACCAUGAUCACCUACAAGACACUGCCUCGUGACUACUUUAGCCCCGCCCACCUCACAGCAGGUGGCGCUGCUCUGAAGCUGUCUGACCUGCAGUUGUUGAAUUAUGACGCCAUGGUGACGCAGGAAGUCCUCCAGCCUCUGUCCUACCUGAGCAGCCUGUCAGUGUUCCACCUGUACUCUGUACCUGGACCCACCUGUCACCUGCAAACAUGGCUGACGUCUCUGCAGCAGCUCCGCAGCCUCAGUGUGCACGGAGGCCAUCCUCUGGGGGUUUACGCUGACUGGCUGCCGUCGUCCCUCAUCAGUCUGACGCUCUGUGUGGACCUGCAGCCUGAAGACCUGCAUGUGGUGUCACUGAGAGCUCCUCACCUGGAACACCUGCACCUGGAGCCCUGGAGCUCCUCCUCCAACCUGGUCAGGCUCCUCCCACAGCUGUUUCCUCACCUGAGGACGCUCCGGAUCAGACACCACCACGUGUCGGACGCUGACUUCCUGUCUCUGCAGCAGCUGCGGCGUCUCGACACUCUCGAGGUUCUCGACUCAUUCCACAGACCUGACCCACGAGACCCGAGCUGGGUCGUCUACGGACCCAGUCCCCGUCUGCUGAAGCUGACCUCUGACCUGCAGGAACGGACCAAUCACAGAGUGCGAGUCAUCACCAGCUCACACAGAGACCCGCUCACCUGCGACUGUGUCUGACCAGCAGACUGUGACAUCACUACGUUUGUUUUAAUCACACACUCGUACUAAAUGUGCCUUAAAAGCAUAAUGCUCAGCAUAAGCAUGUGUUAGCAUGAUGAAGUGCAUCACUGUAAAUCACAGCAGCUGUUAGCAUUAGCUUCCAUCAGAACGAUAGAUUCUAAAAGGUUCACUAAAUAAAGAUAAUAGACUUGGUGAAAGGAGGAUCAGAAAGCUUGUCUUGUGUUGCCAAAGUAAUUAUUAUCAGAUGAAAUAAAUCAAUAAGCUAAGAUA
Messenger RNA from Labrus bergylta (ballan wrasse), 1986 nucleotides. RefSeq lists its product as uncharacterized. Gene Ontology annotation, molecular function: protein binding. NCBI's taxonomy places the organism in Eukaryota, Metazoa, Chordata, Actinopteri, Labriformes, Labridae. The record is from RefSeq and is a predicted model, not a curated record.